Molecule: messenger RNA, 2361 nt
Organism: Ziziphus jujuba (common jujube)
Lineage: Eukaryota; Viridiplantae; Streptophyta; Magnoliopsida; Rosales; Rhamnaceae
Product: ubiquitin carboxyl-terminal hydrolase 24
Exons: 7
Coding region: 398-2023 (541 amino acids)
Biological process (GO): protein deubiquitination
Cellular component (GO): cytosol; nucleus
Molecular function (GO): cysteine-type endopeptidase activity; cysteine-type deubiquitinase activity
Source: RefSeq, a predicted model, not a curated record
CAAAAAGGAAAACAAAAUCCAAACCCAAUAAAAAGGACAAAAAGAUCAACGAGUUUAUUUUAUUUAUUUAUUUAUUUUUGAAAAUUAAAAAAAAAUAUAUUGCAAAUCCAAAUCCAAGUAAUAGAAGAAAAACCUAGUUAGGAGACGAACUAGGAAAGUGUUUCUUCGUUGUUUCGCUCUAUCUUCACCCCAAAUAUCGAUUCGCUAUUUCUCUCUCUCUUUUUCAUGUCUUCUUUCUUUGUAUUUCUUUUUCCUUCUACUCCUUCAGGGUAUCCAAAAACCCUAGCUUUCCAUUCUUUUUCCUUACUCAUACGCCCUUUUCCUUCUCACUUUUCUUCAACUCAUAACUCUCGCUUCGGCUUUGCUUUCUUUUCUCAAGCUAGUUUCUGCGCACAACAUGAGUGAUUCUAAGUUGUUUGUAUUUGGGUCAUUUACUGAAGAUGAGACCAAGUCAUUGCUGGUCAAGCAUGCAUCCAGGGAUUCUAAGAAGCCUGCGGAGAAGAAAGUAUUGCAAUUUGGCUCUUUAAAUUUCGUUGCUGAAAAAUCUUUGGAUAGUUUUGAAGGUCAAUCAAGCACAAAGCAGAAUAAUUUGGAAGGAAAGACUCAAUUUCAAUCUUCAGAUUUUCUGACGAAGAACAAUGAAGUGAAAUGUGUGAAAACAGCAGAUGAUAAUUCAUCUGGUGCAUUUGCAUCUCCAAAAGAGAAUGGAUAUGUCAGUGACUCAACCCAUGUCUCCCCUGGUUGUAAUGGUGUGAAAGAGGCUGUAACAGAUACUGUGGAUCUAACAUCAUCCUUAGAAUUCCAGAAGAAUGAUGGAUUGUUGAAUAAAUUUUCUCAUCUGGAAUUACACCAUGAAGAGCAAAACGGUAGUGUUGAUAAUUUAUCGGUAUCUUUGUCUGAUGAAGAACUGAGGAAGGCAUCAAAUGGGCCGGUCAAAGUUUGUAAAAACUUACUACCACGUGGAUUAGUAAACUCGGGGAAUUUGUGCUUUCUCAAUGCAACUCUGCAGGCUCUGCUAUCCUGUUCUCCUUUUGUGCAGCUUCUGCAGGAGAUACAAACUCAGAACAUCCCCAAGGUUGGCUAUCCGACUUUGACUGCAUUUGUGGAGUUUGUCUCUGAAUUUGAAAUGCCACUUGGUGGAAACUCAAAGAAGACAGAGACCAAUAUUCUUGAUGUUGGUAUGCCUUUUCGCCCUGCCAUGUUUGAAGCAGUUCUAAAAAAGUUUACUCCAGACGUUCCAAGUAGUAUCUCAGGCAGGCCAAGACAGGAAGAUGCUCAAGAGUUUUUAAGCUUCAUUAUGGAUCAAAUGCAUGAUGAGUUACUUAAGCAUGAAGGACAAUCCUCAAGCAUUCGUGGCAGUAAAUCAUCUCUAGUUUCUUCAGCAGAAGAUGAUGAAUGGGAGACAGUUGGUCGAAGGAACAGAUCUGCAGUGACAAGGACACAAAGUUUUGUUCCCUCAGAACUAAGUGCUAUAUUUGGAGGACAACUGAGAAGUUUGGUGAAGGCAAGAGGAACUAAGGCUUCUGCUACUGUUCAACCAUUUUUAUUGCUCCAUCUUGAUAUUUACCCUCAAGCUGUAUGCACCAUAGAGGAUGCACUUAAGUUGUUUUCUGCACCAGAGACUCUUGAAGGGUAUCGGACAUCAGCAACUGGGAAGGCUGGUAUUGUAGCAGCUAGUAAAUCAAUCAAAAUCCAGUCCCUUUCGAAGAUCAUGAUACUGCACUUGAUGCGUUUUAGUUAUGGAAGCCAAGGAAGCACUAAGCUGCAUAAGCCUGUCCAUUUUCCUCUUGAAUUUGUACUGGGCCGUGAGUUGCUUGUUUCUCCAUCUGCUGAGGGUCGUAGAUAUGAACUUGUUGCUACAAUAACUCACCAUGGGAGAGAGCCUUCAAAAGGGCAUUAUACUGCUGAUGCACGCUAUAAGAAUGGCCAGUGGUUACGGUUUGAUGAUGCAUCUGUCACUGCAAUUAGCGCUAGUAAGGUGUUACAUGACCAAGCAUAUGUCCUCUUCUAUAAACAAUUAUAGGAGGUCAGCUACGGAGUCUUGUCCACGAGCUGUCUCAUAACUGUUUAACACUAUUAGUCAAGCCAACCACUGGUCCCUAGCCUUUUUCUGAACGUUGUUAAUUCCAUCUGAUGGUGGCAAUGGCUUCAGCAAUUCAUUGUCUUCAAUAUUUGAUGCACCAUUUUUGUAACCUUGUAAUAUAAGUUAUUGAUGUAUAAUCAAGUUUAGCUAAUGCUUCAUGUCUAUACGACCAAAUCUGGUCUGGGUUGCUGUAUUCCUACAUACCAUGUAAGGUGUUAUAUUAGUUUUCCUUGUAAAACUGUUUAUAAUAUCAUUUUUGGUUGAGAUUUUCAUGUUUA